GACAAUAAACAGCCACAUGUGAAACAAAAAAGGAAGAAAAGAGGAUAAUGCAGCGUAUAUAAACAAAGGAGCGUCGAAAAAACGUUUUUAAACAAUAGCUAGACACUUUCUCAGCGGGCAAUGAGUUUCAAUUUCUACGUGGAAUCGUUCAAUUCAACGUUGCAGUCGAUUGCGCAUCAAGUGGAGCAAUUUGCUGGCGUUGCACUGAAAGCAGCUGUCGAUCUGCGUGGAAAUCUGGAAUCGCUUACCGGUGAUUUUCGUUGGGAGAACGGACCGAUUGCCUUCACCGAUUUGCAGGCUACUCUUCUAAAGGUUCUGAUCGUCCUGCUCCUGGGUACCUGCGUCCUAGCCGGCUAUUCGUGGUCCGUCUACGGCCAAGUCAUCACGGAGAAGUUUGUCAGGCCAAGCACUCUCAAGGAAAUCGAGGAGCUUAAAUUGUCGGUGGCCAAGUUGAAGUUGCCCAAAGAACACUCGCCGCGCAUCUAGAAACCAUGUCCAAGAUCAAGAAGUUUUUUUCGCGGA
This is a messenger RNA of Drosophila rhopaloa, 522 nucleotides long. RefSeq lists its product as uncharacterized. The coding region runs from base 121 to 486 and encodes 121 amino acids. The record is from RefSeq and is a predicted model, not a curated record. NCBI's taxonomy places the organism in Eukaryota, Metazoa, Arthropoda, Insecta, Diptera, Drosophilidae. The transcript is spliced from 2 exons.